GGUUAUGGGCACAGCGAAGCUAUAGCGAUAGUGCACCUUCAAAAAGCUAAGGAUGCGAGACGAAUCUAUGCUACCUACGUCUAGGCUAAAACCAACUGUGAUGGCUUUAAGCAUGAAGGCAUUAUAUAUCUCUCUUACAACAUGCAGAAGGAGUUAUUAGAAGAAUUGUACGAUGAUUGCGGUGUUACACCCGAAAUGCUCUCCUACAUGGAGGCCCAUGCAACUGGUACUGCAGUAGGAGAUCCAGUAAAAGUUGACACCAUUGAUCAAGCAUUAUGUUCAAAAAGGACUUUAUUGUCCUUAUUGAUGGGUCCUUAUUGAUAUAAGUCCUUUAUUGAUGGGAUCGGUAAAAUCGAAUCUUGGCCAUCCGGGG
Molecule: messenger RNA, 373 nt
Organism: Dinoponera quadriceps
Lineage: Eukaryota; Metazoa; Arthropoda; Insecta; Hymenoptera; Formicidae
Product: fatty acid synthase-like
Exons: 1
Coding region: 142-321 (59 amino acids)
Molecular function (GO): acyltransferase activity
Source: RefSeq, a predicted model, not a curated record